Molecule: messenger RNA, 996 nt
Organism: Parathielavia appendiculata
Lineage: Eukaryota; Fungi; Ascomycota; Sordariomycetes; Sordariales; Chaetomiaceae
Exons: 2
Coding region: 1-996 (331 amino acids)
Molecular function (GO): zinc ion binding
Source: RefSeq, a predicted model, not a curated record
AUGGCUUCCCAGUCCUCCCGGCCUCAAUGGACUUGGCCCUCGGACGAGGACAAUGACCCGGCAGCAUCGGAGGAGCAGCCACCCGCCGCCGCUGCUUCCGCCCCCGCCACCGACAACACCGCGGAACCCCCCUCGGCGGGUCCCACCCCGCCGAGGCAGAACCAGCGGCGGUACAAGCCGAGAAUGUGCCGCAUCUGCCUCGAAGUCGUCCACCCCACCACCGACCUGGACGAGUCGCUGGCGGGCCGCGUCUUCUCGUCCGCGCCGCGCGUCCGGUACGUCUCGGAGGACCCGGAAUCCGGCCGGCUGAUGAGCCCCUGCCUCUGCAAGGGCUCGUCGAAGUACGUGCACGAAGGCUGCCUGCGGGCGUGGCGGAAGGCGUCGCCGCUGUCGGACCGCAACUACUGGCGGUGCCCAACCUGCCAGUUCGAGUACCGGCUCGAGAGGCUGCGCUGGGGCCGCUGGCUGUCCAGCGGGUUUCUGAGGGCGGCGCUGACUGUGAUCAUCAUGGCGGUUUCGAUCUUUUUCCUGGGGUUCGUCGCUGACCCGAUCAUUAAUUUCUGGGUCGAUCCGUUUGGCAGUCUUGCCGAGACGAUGAUGGACCUGGAUUUGGACUAUGACGGACCGGUUCUGGCGGACACUGAGCCCGGGUCCUGGUCUGCUCACUUUGUGAAGGGAUUCCUUUCACUUGGGCUUCUCGGCUUCUUGAAGACCAUGUUCGUUAUGUCGCCGUGGAACUGGUUCAACGUCCGGUUUGGCACCGGAGGUCGUCGGAGGAGGAACAGAAUGGAGCAGAUCAACUGGGCACUGGUCGCCAUUGGCGUCGUGACGUUUAUGGGGGCAACUUGGAAGUUUGUCAACCACCUCAUGGCCAAAACUCUCGAGAUGGCCCAUGAUCGGGUGGUCGAUGUCCAGGAGGACGGUCCGGAUGAAGACGAGGAAGACGGCGGUCCUGAACCUGACACCGCGGCCGAAGAGUCGAGAAAGGAUCGGUAG